AUGGCUUUCCUCUCUACAAAACCAGCCACAUUUUUCUUCUUCUUCUUCUUCAUUCUAAGCAUCUUCUCCUUUGCCAAAUCCGGCGACCCAGAUCCGGUCGUCGACUACUUGACAUCCCCCCUUGGGGCCAUCAUCAACAGCACUUUCUUCACCUUUACAGGCCUUCGCUCAGCUUUCACCGAUUUCCCUCCAAAUUUCAAACCCACAAAAGCCACCUUCAACGAGUUCCCAGCGCUUCUCAGCCAGAGCGUCUCCAUGGCCAUCCUCCAGUACCCGGCUGGCUCCAUCAACCCACCUCACACUCAUCCUCGCUCUGCUGAGCUCCUCCUUGUCGUCAGCGGCAGCCUCCAGGUUGGCUUCGUCGAUACCAGCAACCAGUUCUUCAACCAGACCCUUCAAGUUGGGGACUUGUUUUUGUUCCCCAAAGGAUUGGUCCAUUUCCAGUUCAAUGCUGACCCUCAAAACUCUGCCACGGCCAUCGCCACCUUUGCCAGUGCUAACGCUGGCACCGUGUCGUUGCCGUCGACGGUGUUUACGAGUGGGAUUAGUGAUGAGGUUCUUGCUGAGGCGUUCAAAACUGAUGUGGCUAUUAUUCAAAGUAUAAAGACUGGCCUUACACCACCAAAGAGUUAG
Molecule: messenger RNA, 633 nt
Organism: Cucumis melo (muskmelon)
Lineage: Eukaryota; Viridiplantae; Streptophyta; Magnoliopsida; Cucurbitales; Cucurbitaceae
Product: germin-like protein 9-3
Exons: 1
Coding region: 1-633 (210 amino acids)
Cellular component (GO): cell wall
Molecular function (GO): manganese ion binding
Source: RefSeq, a predicted model, not a curated record